Molecule: messenger RNA, 393 nt
Organism: Oppiella nova
Lineage: Eukaryota; Metazoa; Arthropoda; Arachnida; Sarcoptiformes; Oppiidae
Source: the annotation of a GenBank genome assembly
UUAGAGCUGGAGCUAUGGGACACCGCCGGUCAGGAGGACUUUGACCGACUCAGACCCCUGUCCUAUCCGGACACCGAUGUCCUGCUACUAUGUUUCAGUAUCGUAUCGCCCGACUCCCUGUCCAACGUAUUUGACAGAUGGGUGCCCGAGGUGAAAAAGUUUUGCCAGGACGUGCCCAUCAUACUGGUGGGCACUAAACGCGAUUUGCGUACCGACGCCCAAGUGGUGGACAGUUUGCGGCGAAUGCAACAAAAACCCAUUAGUUUUACGGAUGGCUGCAACGCGGCCGAGGAUAUGGGCGCCUAUGGGUACUGCGAGUGCUCCUCCAGACAUAAUGAGGGCAUAGUCCAGGUGUUUGAUAUGGCCAUCGAGGCGGCCCUCAAGUCCAAGAAA